This is a messenger RNA of Cyphellophora europaea CBS 101466, 933 nucleotides long. RefSeq lists its product as uncharacterized. The record is from RefSeq and is a predicted model, not a curated record. Gene Ontology annotation, biological process: carbohydrate metabolic process; cell wall organization. Gene Ontology annotation, cellular component: fungal-type cell wall; extracellular region; cell surface. NCBI's taxonomy places the organism in Eukaryota, Fungi, Ascomycota, Eurotiomycetes, Chaetothyriales, Cyphellophoraceae. The transcript has 3 exons. Bases 1 to 933 code for a protein of 310 amino acids. Gene Ontology annotation, molecular function: 1,3-beta-glucanosyltransferase activity; glucan endo-1,3-beta-D-glucosidase activity.
AUGCUCUACAAGUCGAUGCUGACCACCGCUCUGCUUGCGGCUCCUGCUGCAGUUGCCGCACGUGGUACCCUCGGAUUCGCUGUCGGCAACACGACACCGGACAACAAGUGCAAGACUACAAGUGAUUACGAGAAGGACUUCGAAGCCAUCAAGGCCAACUCCGAGGCGAAGCUGAUCCGAACAUACUCCAACACAGAUUCAUUCGGCAACCCUUGUGACACCGCAGGCCAGAUUCUUCCUGCUGCUAAGGAUGCUGGUCUCCAGGUUUUGGUGGGAAUGUGGCCAGACGGAGGCGCUUAUAGCCGCGAAAAGAAGGCUCUAGUUGACGCGGACCUCGAGCAGUACGGCGACACUGUCUAUGGCGUGACCGUCGGUUCAGAAGGUAUCUACCGCGGAACCUAUUCUGAGAAAGACCUUCUGGGCUGGAUCGACGAUAUGCACAAGACCUUUCCUGAUACUCUGAUCGGUACCGCCGACAGCUGGAACGGCUGGGCCAAUGGCUCCAUGGAUGGGAUUAUCACCAGUGGCAUCAAGCUCAUCCUCGCCAACGGCUUCCCAUACUGGCAAUACCAGGACAUCAAUAACGCGACAAAGACCUUUUUCUAUACAAUGUCCGAGGCUCUGGCCCACGUUCAAGAGGUUUCCGGCAGCCUCGACGACAUUCAUUUCAUGAACGGAGAAACGGGCUGGCCUGGAGAUGGCGGUGACGACGCCGGCGCAGCGAAGGCCGGGGACAAGAACAUGGAGACCUUCUGGAAGGAAUCUGUCUGUGGUGCACUCGAAUGGGGUCUUGACCUCUUCUGGUUUGAGGCCUUCGAUGAGCCCAACAAGGCUGAUGCUGUUGGUGACGACGGCGUUGCAGCCAGCGAGAAAUUCUGGGGCAGCUUCACCGCGGACCACAAGCCGAAGUUCGAUAUGAAGUGCGGUAACUGA